AGGGAGGAGGGGAAGCCAGCUCAGCCCGCUCCCUCAGCCGGCCCUCCCUCCCACUCGCCCUGCCUCCAUCCCUUACUCCCUCCUUCCUCGUCUGGGCCUGGGGGUCUGGACCAGCAACAAGUUAUUAUUGCAGACAUGGGCCAAGGAGCCAGAGGCCGCCCCGAGGCCCCCGGUCCGUGAGCCGCUGUGCGAGGCUGCAGCACGUAGGGUCGCCAUGGGGGUAGCUGCCCCAGACCUCUUCUGCGCAGUGCUUCUGCUCCCUCUUCUGGUGUUUGGGGUCCCCACUGAGGAGCCCACCUCUAGGGAAGAGGUGGCCUCCAGUACGCCUGGUUACUGCCAACGGUGCUGUGACCCUGAGGACGCCCUGGUCCCUGCGGAUGCUGCCUACGUGCCCCCGGCCUCUCCGCCUGCGCUCCCGUAUGUGUUGCCUGAGGUCAGGCCCUAUGUUAACAUCACCAUCCUGAAGGGUGACAAAGGAGACCGAGGCCAGCUGGGCAUGCCAGGGAAGCUGGGCAGGGAGGGUUCCCGGGGAGAGCGUGGUCUGCAGGGCACCAAAGGUGCCAAGGGGCAGGCGGGCAGCCCUGGUGGCCCGUGCCAGAUGCGCUUCUCUGCCUUUUCGGUGGGCCGCAAGACGGCCCUGCACAGCAGCGAGGGCUUCCAGCCGCUGCUCUUUGACACGGUCUUCGUCAACCCAGAUGGGCACUUUGACCUGGCCGCCGGUCACUUUGUCGCCCCCCUGCGCGGCCUCUACUUCUUCAGCCUCAAUGUGCACAGCUGGAACUUCAAGGAGACCUACGUGCACGUGGUGCACAACGAGGAGGCGGCCGUGAUCCUGUACGCACAGCCCAGCGACCGCAGCAUCAUGCAGAGCCAGAGCGUGAUGCUGGCCCUGGCGCCCGGGGACCGCGUCUGGGCGCGGCUCUUCAAGCGCGAGCGUGAGAACGCCGUGUACAGCGAUGACGUGGACACGUACAUCACCUUCAGUGGCCACCUCAUCAAGCCGGAAGACGAUUAGUGCCUCCAGCAGGCCGGCUGUGGUGUGGGGUGGCUGUGGGCAGGUCUCAUCCCCGCUGGGGCCUCAGUGUUCACCUGUGUAAAGUGGGCCCACGGGGCCUGGCAUUCCAGGUAGCCCUCCUCUCCUUUCCUUCCCUCCCAGCCUGUUUCUGCUGCUCUCCUCUCGGACAUAUUUUAAGAAGCCAUGUAACCUAAUAUUUUAGAACUUUCCCUGUCUUUUCGACCAGCGAAUCUCAAGCUUGAUUGUGCAUUUGAAUCCCCUGGGGAAUCAUGCUAAAAUACGGGGUUUGAUCCAGCAGGCAUGGCGUGGACCCAGAAUUCUGCAUUUCUAAUGAGUUCCUGGGUGACACCGCUAAUGUUGCUGGUCUAUGGACCCCACUGGAAUAACCAACUUCUAGAACUUUCACAACAUUCUAAUACUUCCUGAACAUUCUGGAAUCCUCCAAACAUUCUAGAAUCUUCCUAACAUCCUUAAACUCUCUCAUUUCUCUAGGACUCCCCCUCCUUUGUUCUCUUGUCUCUUCCCCCCUUCUCUCUUCCUCUCAUCUUUACCCCCUCCUGUGCAGCUGAUGCUAAUUUGUUCUUCAUCCAAUGCUCACUGAACAUUCACUCUGUGCCAGGCCUUGGGAAAGCUGGGGUGAAUCAUACACAGGCCCUGCUCUUGGUGAGAGUAUGCAAGUCCAGCUGGGUGGGGAGACACAGAGGAUUCUGAGAUCUGACCCAGAGAAACGCAUGGGGCUCUUAUUACAUAAGUCUGGGUUCUGAGCGUUCAGAAACUAUGGCCCCUCCUUACCCACACUCCCCAAGGCUAGUGGACAGGGUCCUGAGGUGUGGGGGGAUGUUUCCUGCCUAUCCCUCUCUUUCCUGCCCAGUGCCCAUCAUUACAGCAAACCUCUGAGGGGCCUUGGUCAGGGCAAGGGUGGUGUGAGGAGAGGACCCAGGGCCUUGGGGGUAUUUGGGGGUGGGAGAGGGAAGGAAGAAGGGAGCAGACCCGUAGCUCCCCACACAGCUGGUGCGAUCAGCUGUGAGGACCCCGAACCUCCUGACAGCGCCCCUCCCUGCCCUGCCCUCAGGGCUCUGUCAAGGCCUCGCUCAUCCUGCCAAAGGUGACUGGGCCUCUAUUCUCCCAGGUUCCCAGCCACUGUCAGACACGGACGUCUGUUCCCAGGUGCUCCCUCAUCCCCCUUGGCCCCUCUCGCCAGCCCAGUGCCCUGGCUCUUCAGGCUUUAAGGUGCUGAGGCCCUGGUGGGCAGCUCCCGCCCAGCAGCGUCUCCUCUGGCCUGUGCUGCCUUUAAAAACGCCGCUGGGCAAUGGGCGAGGACAGAAGGCACCAGGCUUUGGACCCCUCAGCAGGUCUGGGGAACUGAAGUGAGUAACAUUGCAGGUUGUCAGGGACUCUCCUCUGAGCCAUGAUGCCAAGAGAGGUGUUGGGAGAAGCCCGGGCCAAGUAAGGGACCUCAGGCUUUCUGUCCCUUCUUCCACUCCCAGCCUUCCUCUCCCAGGACCCAGGUGGCCUGACCCUCUUCUCAGAGGGAGGCAGCCUCCACCAGUUGGUGCGUAUGCAGACUCUGGGCAGAAGGGGCCCGGUUUGUGGCCUCUGGUGCUCACUCCUAGCCCAGGCAGCCACGGUGCGUGGCUGGGGAUGGCAGCAGGGCCUACCAAGGGCCUGACGAAGGCCGGUGCUAUACAACCAGUCCCAGUCCUUCUGCUCCCUGCCCUGCUUGUCCAGCGUGAUUAAAGGUUUUGUGUCUUC
Messenger RNA from Rhinolophus ferrumequinum (greater horseshoe bat), 2767 nucleotides. It is a transcript of the gene C1QTNF6, whose product is annotated as C1q and TNF related 6. NCBI's taxonomy places the organism in Eukaryota, Metazoa, Chordata, Mammalia, Chiroptera, Rhinolophidae. Bases 215 to 1015 code for a protein of 266 amino acids. The transcript has 3 exons. Gene Ontology annotation, molecular function: protein binding. The record is from RefSeq and is a predicted model, not a curated record.